Molecule: messenger RNA, 2214 nt
Organism: Misgurnus anguillicaudatus (oriental weatherfish)
Lineage: Eukaryota; Metazoa; Chordata; Actinopteri; Cypriniformes; Cobitidae
Source: RefSeq, a predicted model, not a curated record
GUCCUGCCUUGUAAAUUAGAGGAAACAUAUAAACAGUAACUUCCUGUAAAAUACACAUGCCGUUUUCAGUCUCCUCCCCAGUGGUUCUUCACAUGAGUUCCUACCUUCACAAACAUAGUGUAGAAAUACAACAAACAGACAACAUCAGCAAGUCAUAUAUUUCAGGUUAAGUCCAAAACCUUUGCUAGAAUGUCCACCCAGGUGAUCUCAACUGACAACGCUAAAGUUGUCAUCCAGAUAAAUCCACAACUGGUUCAAGAGAGUGGUGAGGGACAAGAUAAGAGUGGAACUUAUCACAAUGCAGUUCUUAGAGGUUUUUUCAAAGCACAACCAAAGGCACUGGGGACUGUCCAGAUAUUGAUUGGAGUGAUGAUCUUUUUAUUUGGCAUUGUGCUGACCAUAACUUCUGAGAGACCUGAUAAUAUAACUGUUCUCAGUGGCGUAACCUACUGGGGAUCCCUCAUUUACAUCAUUGCUGGCUCUCUGUCUGUUGCUGCGGAAAAUAAACUCCAUUACUGUGUGGUAAAAGCUUCACUUGGAAUGAAUGUGGUCAGUGCCAUAACUGCAGGGGCAGCCAUUUUUCUGAUGUCUGUGAAUUUAGCAAUUGCAUUAAGUUUCCAUUGCUACAGGUCAGCACAGUCUAGAGACUGUAUACAAGUUAAGGGGACAACUGGAAUUUUCCUGGUGUUCACCAUCCUUCAGUUCAUCAUCUCUCUCUGUAUCUCGGCAUUUGCCUGCAAAGCCACGUGUGACACAAACCCUUCAAUGGUCAAUGUUUUACUAAAAGAGAGACCAUGAGUCACAGUGAUGAGAUCCUGCAGUUUAAAAGUUGGAAUGAGUUCAUUUCUCAUAUACUUUUCUCAUGCAUUUUUAUUGUGUUUUAAUAGUAUUCCUGUUGCAUUCUGAACUUGUUUAAUUUCCAUUACAAUUUGUACAUUUAUGUGCUUGAUCUCUGAGAAACAAUACAAAAUUCCAUCUUUGAAAAAACAUCUUUCUCGAUCACAUUAAGGAGUCUUGUUUAAUAGAUAAAUUCAAUGCACAUAUUAGAUAUUUAUAGACGUUUCAGCAGCAACAACAUAAACAAACCUUGACUUUCGUAGCUCAAACUUAAAGGGGCCAUGGCACAAGAUUUUUUUAAGAUGUCAAACAAAUCUUUGGUGUCCCCAGAGCACACACGUGAAGUUUUAGCUCAAAAUAACAUAUAAAUAAUUAAUUAUAGCAAAAUUACCACUUUGUAGGUGUGUGCAAAAAUGUGUAGGUUUGGAUGUGUCCUUUAAAAUGCAAAUGAGCUGAUGAAAUUCAAACACUGAUCACAAUGAUGGUGGUUUGUUGCAAUUAAAACUCAAUUGUGCUUUUCUCUGCACUAAAUAGCAGUGAUGUGGUUGGAUAGUGCAGACUAAGGGGUGGUAUUAUUAUAAUAAGAGCUCAUCAUUCUUAUGAUGACAUCAUAAGAAGAGGCAAAUUUCAACUACCUAUUUUUUCAUGUGCUUGUAGAGAAUGGUUUACCAAAACUAAGUUACUGGGUUGAUCGAAGUACUGGGGACCCAAUCAAAGCACUUAAACAUGGAAAAAGUCAGAUUUUCAUGCCAUGGCCCCUUUAACUUCCUUUAGGCCAUUAUGUAAGAUACACUGAAAAUAUGUAAUUAUAUUUAAUUUCUGUCAAUAUCAUCAUUAAAUUGACACCAAUUUACACACAGCUCUUUGAUUUAAAAAUGAUGAUGAUAACAAUGCUAAAUAUUGAAUAAUCAAAAAUCAAAAAUCACAGCCCAGACAAAUUAAGAAUAUGGAAGCUUCUUUGAUCAAUAUUUUCUUUGUCUUCUCAUCGUUUUCGGAGGGCUGUUCUUCUUGUUCUUGAUAGUGUCACUGGUGUGUAAUUCUAUCUCCUCUGGUUUUUGCAUGUCUUCACUGUGCCUUAUGGUAUUUCUAAUGCCUUGCAAAUAUUUUUUGUGGAACGUACCCAAGUUACCUUUAAAAACUGAAAUAAUGUUGAUGAUUGUUAAGCUUUUUGUGGGCCAAGACUUGUUCAUCCUAGUGUUUUAGGAUCUCCAUAUUCAAAAUUGACUGUUCACUAUAUGCAAAAAGUUAUAUUUGGACAUCCUCCAAGUUUAAAUUAAUAUUAGACUAAUAGCUAUUUUGCUUAGCAUUCCCCAUAGUGUCAACAAGUGACGCACCAUCUUGAUCCCUGUCUCAUGGAACCGUGUUGUACUUGUAACC